ACUGUGGGUAUGGCUGAGCUGAGCAGCUUUGCAACACUGUGUGCUUGUUUCAUGUAAUCAUAGUGGACCUCUGUACAAGAGCUGCACUUCUGACGAAAUGUCGCUCCUCGCCAGAAUCCUACAUGUCUCAUUAAAACCGCAGCUAUGUAGUUAACCAAACUCAUCUUUGACACUGGCUGCCCAGAGAUGCAGUCUACGACAGCAGUUGUUGCUGAUGGAGUCUGACCAUGGAUGAGGAGGUUGACGCUGACCAUGAAAAUGUGAACUCCGUCUUGGCUCAGGAAUCCUCAGAACUGCUCCACAUCCUUAGCAGCCAGUCUCCCGCAGUCAUAAUGCAGCUGUGCCAAAUGAUGCCCAGUGAUGCUGGGUGGAACAUUCACCACCAGGCCUCUUCUGCUGCAGCAGGGACAGAACACAUCAUAGCCAUGUUGGAGUACUUAAGGGUGGCCGACACUGCAUAUUGCCGCAGCUUCCUCCAGAGCGUGUGUAUCUUGUGUGAGAACAUCCCCAUGCGCCUGGAGUCGAGGCUCAUGUCAGUGGCUGGAUAUGCAGACAAUGUUUGUGAAAAUUCCACUCCCAGUGUAACGGAUGAGAAGUCGUCAUCGCCGUCCUCUGAGCAGCGGCUCAUCAAACGCCCACGGAUUGACCACUGGGAGCAGUACAUUGCUGCAGUGAUGAGUUUGCUGCUGAGGAGGUGGGCGCGACUCAGUGAGCGCCUGGUGAGGGAGGUCCAGCUGGAGAACGUGUGGGUCGGCCUAAGAGUGGCAAACAGAGGCCGGGACAGACCUGAUCAAACCCCUGGUUCGGUAGACAGAGGGAGCAGAACACCAGAGCCUGAUGGGGAUUAUGGGUCUAUGGAGUCCAGAGUAACAUUGGAGACCUUCCUCCAGGGAUGUGCAGGAAAGGUGACAGUUCUCGUUGGCCAGUCUGGAUCAGGAAAAACUCUGCUGGUGUCUUGUUUAGGACAGCAGUGGGCACGUGGACUAGGCCCUCUCCCUUCAUCCUACCUGUUUGUCCUGCUAGAGUUCCGUCAGCUCAAUGUGCUGUCCCGUCCUCUCUCCCUGUCUGAGCUGCUAUUCCGACACUACCUCCCCCCAAAAGGUGGCGACAAUGAAAAGAGAGCUAUUGUGGAUUACCUCCUUUCCAAUCCAGAGCAAAGCUGCUGGGUGCUGGAUGGCUAUGACGAGUUUCAUAGCAAACUCAACAGACAAGAGGUGCAGCGAGAAUUACUGGACCCUGAAAACCCUCUGCCUGUUGCAGACCUCAUCUCAGGGUUGUUAAAUCGUCAGCUCCUUCCAGGAUGUACUGUGGUGGUCACCUGUCGUGUACGUGACGUCAUUGAUUUGGAAGGCAUAUCUGAUAAAGUGGGGCAGCUGCUGGGGUGGGACUGCCAUGCCAUCAGGGAGUAUGUGCACAACUUCUUUGGAGUAAAAGGUCACUCAGCAAACAGAGCUCUUGGGGUGCAGGCAGCGGAUCUCCUUCUUUCCACUCGACACCUCCUCGCCAUGUCAUCCCUCCCUGCCCUCUGCAACAUCUGCUGCAUCUGUCUGGAGCAUUUGCUGCUAGAAGGGAGAGACGCAGGAAGGACGCAGACGCCGGAAGAAAGAGGAAGUGAGGAAAGGAAAAAAGAGGAUAAAGGAGUACAGAUGCCAGGAGGAGGAAGAGGAGAAGAGGGCAGUAGAGGAAGGAGUCAUGCACAAAGGGGAGAUCAAGGAGUAAGAAGAAGAGGGAGUGAAGACAUUAUGAUGGAUGUAACAAAUGGUAGAGCCCAAGUACCACCCACACAAGUGCAGAUACCGUCCACCCUGACCCAGGUCUACCUUACUGGUCUUAGUGCAUUUCUGAGCCGUGACCCUGACAAAAGAGGAAGAAAUGACACGCCAGAGACUGCAAGUCUUCCACAGAGUGCUGUGUGCCCGCAGACCACUCUGAGUCGAUCUGAGUUGUGUGAGCUGACUCAGCUGGCCUGGAAAGGCUUAGAGGGCAGCAAGAUCCUCUUCAUGGAAGAAGAUGUUUCUCAGGAUGUUUUGGAGUUUUCAAUCAGGACAGGGCUCUUCUCACAGGUGGAGCUCAGACGGGAGGAUGGGACGCUUGUCAACUCCUACUGCUUCAUUCAUCUGACAAUACAGGAGUUUUUGGCUGCACUCAGAAUCAUGACCAGUAAGGAUGUUAGUGACAUGCAGCUCAAGAAGAGAUUCAGUCUGAAAACUCGCUGGACGACCAAGUCAGACCAGAGGACAGUCUUUACUGACUCCCUGCACCUGUAUGUAUGUGGCCUGGCUUCCCCACACUGCACUCCAGCCUUAGUUCAACUAGCCAAGACAGCUGGUGGAACAGGAGGCCAAAGUUGGGUCCAAAAACGACAAGCACUCGUUCUGAAACUGCUAAAAAAGCUGUGUCACAGCAACACCCUGACUGGACCAAAGAUAUUGGAGCUUUGCCACUGUGUCCAGGAGAGCCAGGACCACCAACUGGCUAAGCAGGUUGUGGGUACGAGACCAACUCUGGAGCUGCGCAACAUCCGGCUAUUGCCUAAUGAUAUUGAUGCUCUGGCUUUUGUAGUUAACUCAGUAGGUGAUAAUGGCAUCGGAUUGGACUUUGGAGCAUGCUCAAUGGAGUUUGAGUGUUUAGAUGUCCUGCCCAGGUGUCAGUACAUUCACUACCUCUGUUUUCGCAGCCGCAAGUAUGGCGACAAGUUUGCUGAGAAGUUGUCCUCCAUUUUGCCAAAAUUUACAACACUGAGAAAACUAGAGUUUUGUGGUGCCAGUCUGACUGCUGCAGGAGCAGCUAGUUUGGCCUCUGCUCUACAGAACUGUCCAGACAUCACUGAAAUCAAUCUGAGUGACAACAAUCUGAAAGACGGAGGGAUCAAACACAUAGCCGAUGUUUUUACCAAACUACCAAGACUGGUCUCAGUAAUGCUGGGUCGAAACAACAGCUCUCUGGAAGGGGUGGACUAUCUCAUCGGGAAAAUGUCUUCAUGUUUGAACAUCCAGCAUGUUCACGCAAAUGGGAUGAAGGAAGUGACUGUAACAUUCUUCCAAAACCCUGAUUUGAAGAGCCAUAAAACUAAGUCUGAACCAACAAUCAGCUUGUUGAACCAGAAAUGGAGCAAGUCUGAGAUGCAAAAACUUGCAGAGUCACUGGCACGUUGCCCUGCCUUGUCUGUCCUGGAUCUGUCUGGAGGCCAGUGGGAUGUGGAAACUCUGAGGACGCUCACUCAGUUUUUGCCAAAGUUCAAUGUCACCAAAAAGAUCAUUGUGAAUGACAGCUGCUCUUCAGUGGAGGGUUUGGUGAUUCUGACUGCUCUGCUUUCCGAUUGUCCCGCUGUGACGGAGCUUCAUAUCCGACUACAGAGUCCUGUGCAGGUGUCUGUAGUGUUUUCUGGAGGGAGAGAAAAACCUACAAAUGAAAUAUCUAAAACGCUCUGUCUCAGCUGCUGUGGUCUGCUGCCUGCUGAUCUGGAGAAAUUGUGGAGGAGUUUGGGAACCUCCUCUGAUCUCACUUUGCUGGACAUGUCCAGUAACUGUUUAGGCAACAAAGGUCUGAGGAAACUGUUGGAUAUCCUGCCUCAUCUGGGUAGCAUCCAGGAGAUCAAUGCCAGUAACAAUGGGAUCAGCAUGGAAGGAGUGGCGAUGCUAGCUGGUGCUUUGUGCUCCCAUAACAACUUAACACAAAUUCACAUCGGUGAUGGAGGCAGAGAGCAGGUGAUCCUGAAGUUCUGCCCUGACAAAAGUGAUGACAAACAGCAGCUAAAGAUGUUCAGCAUAAACAACAGCAGCCUCCUGCCAUCUCAUAUAACCACAGUAUGUAGAAGAUUGGUCCAGUGUCGCUUCCAUUUGCAGUUAGAUUUGUCUCACAGCUCAUUGACAAACGAGGCUGUCGAGAAUCUGCUGAAGGUCCUGCCGAAGAUGACGUCGCUGCAGAGCCUCAAUGUCAGCCACAGCAACACAUCCACCACUGGAGCACUGACGUUGGUCAGUUGUUUGACCGUCAGUCAGCGAGUCACAUCAGUGGAGCUCAGGCCUCAGACGGAAUCCUUCAUCCAUUUUGACAGUGUGAAAGCAGAACAAGCCAGCUGCAGGUUAAAUAAUUUUAGCCUGAACGAUGACAACUUGGAGAGACUGCUCGAGAUCCUACAGAAGGGUCCCCAACUGUCUGACCUGGAUUUAUCAAGUAACCAACUGAAAGAUGAAGGAGUGAAGCGUUUUUUGGAUUCUCUACCAAAGCUUAAAAUCACCAGCUAUGUCAAUUUGAGCAACAAUAGCCUGACCCAGCAGGGGCUCUUGGACGUGGCCAGCACGCUGUGUACCUGCAAAAACGUCUCCAGUGUAGAAGUCAGUUUGGGAGAAGAGGAGAGGGUCCUCAUCUGGUUUAGACAAGAUGAAGGUUGUGAAAAAAAACUGAGUGUCAGAGAGAGUAGUUUGGAACGUGACCAUCUGGUCAGAUUAGCAGAGAUCGUGUCUAUCUGUCCCAGUCUUACCAAACUGGAGUUCAAGAACAAUUUGCUGCAGUCAGAUUUGAUUGAAGACUUUGUGAGACUGUUGAACAGCAGUCAGAGAGGAUGCAGUGUCAGUAUUGAGGAGUGUUGGAUCAGAUCUGAGGAAGCUGUUAGUUUGGUGUGUCGCUGUCUGGACCUCAGCAGCAACAUACACACCAUCAGGGUUCACCACACCACUUUACACCUGUCUUUGAUGAAGGCCACUGAACUGACUUCAGUCAGCCUUGUGGACUGUGCAGUAGAGGGGUACCAGCUUGCAUCUAUGACUAGCAUCAUCCAGAGGCAUUCUUUACUGACAGAGCUGCAUUUUUCCCACAACAGCCUGGGUACAGAGGGAGCUGAGUUUCUCUGUUCUGUUCUGCCCUCGCUGCCAAAUCUCACUUCCCUCAGUGUUGGUUCCAAAGAGACUUGUGUGACUGUGGUUGAGAAGAUCUCAGAGGCCUUGCUGCAGGCUACAGCCAUUCAGUGCUUAAAUCUAUCAGGUCAUGUGAUUAGUGACACAGCAGCUCAGAUUAUGACCGGAAUGUUGCCCCGUCUACGAUCACUCAGUCUGUCUCAUUGUGUAUGGUCGGCGGCUGGAGGGCUGCAGCUCGUCAAAGCACUGGGAGAGUGUGUCAGUCUGAAAAGCCUUCGUCUGGACUCCUUGCAGCUGAAUGAGGAGAGCAGGGUGUAUCUGGCACAAGCACUGAGGAAUGUCAACUCUAUACGCAGUCUCAAGCUAAAUGAGAUUGCCACAGAAAUGGGACCAUCAGGAGCAAACAGUGUGCUAGAUCUCCUCGCUGCUAUGGACGGACUCACACGACUGGAGGAGAUAGAGUUGGGGGGCUGGAGGAUGGCUGAUAGAGGAGUAGAGCAGCUGACCAGACUCCUUCCUGUCUGGACGGAGCUCAGGAGGAUCAGUCUAUCAAAGAACCUUAUCAGCGACCAAUCAGGAGACAAGCUAGUGGAGGCUUUGAGCAGCUGUAGUCACCUGGAGGAGCUCAACCUGUCUAGUAACAGUCUGGGCGAUCUCACUGCUGCCAGAAUGGCCCUUGUUCUACCAUCACUGACACACAUCACUGUGUUGGAUAUUUCAGAAAACCAUAUUGGAUAUGAAGGGUCAGUGAGUCUGUCCAAAGCAAUAAUGUGCAUGAAGAACCUCACCAAGAUUCGUCUGACAUCUGUUGGGACUUCAGAGCUGUGUGCUGUAGCUGCCAGUCUGGCCCACUGUCCCCUCAUACAGGAUGUGGGUCUGGGGUGGAACAACUGUGGUGAUGAAGUGGCAGUCAAGUUGGCCAGAGUUAUGCCUCUCUGUCAGAAGCUGACCAGCAUAGACCUGGAGUCAAACACUGUGAGUGUUUUUGGAGCCGAGGCCCUGGUUAGAGCCUUACAGUUGUGUCCUGCUCUGCAGCUCAUCAGGCUGUGGAGGAACCAAGUCCCUUCCAAUGACGCCCAGAGGCUCAGUCUGAGGGACAAGAGGCUGAAUUUCUCAUCCACCUAAUGUGAUCUGUAUUGUCGGAUGGUGGCCGUGAGAAGCUACAUUCCGGCUCAUCAGAAUCUGCAGAGGUGAAUCCCUGCUACAGUACGGUAGUGCUCCAGCCAUACAUGGAGAUGAUUUGUUUCCCUACAGUAUGACCAUCAGAAAAGCAUGAGGAAUGAUUUUACUGCAAAUAAUUAAGCUCUCCAUAUAACAUUCUGUGCUUAAAAAACCCUUUAUCAGUUGUGUGUCCGAUGACUGCAGCACCUGGUGUCUCUAAUAAUAUGGAAAGACCACUGUGUGGUCUGCUGUGGGAGAGAACUAAUUUAGAUACAUAUGUAUGUGUAUAUAUUUAUAAAAGAGUCUUGAUUUUUAUUAUUAUUAUCUUAAGAGCUGUUCGAGGGAACAACGUUAAGUACAGUUGUACAGUUGAAUGUCUAGUUUUGAGAGUAUUUGAAUGUAUGACUAUGCACUUAUUGGCCUCUAGUUUCACCAUGGUAAACUGGCGUAAUCAGCUGACAGUGUGGUGGUGUUCCUUCACUCUUGACGGUGAGACAACAUUCCUUUUUUGAACGUCCACCCUGGGUGUGGCGACUCUGACGUGGGUGUGUUACGAAGUGUUGAGCUGUAACUAGUGUAUCACUGGUGACAGACAACUGGCAGAAACAUCUCUUCUCUGUUAUGUGUAGAGCCUCUGGAGGACACACAGACGGCCGUCCUUAUGAUAUUACACUGAUACUAUAUAGGAAAAAUGUCAUAAACUGUUCAGUUAACUACAACAGAGUGUAUAAAUACAAUACUGAGGACAGAGAGGUAUGUUACUUUGGGAAUAUUAAAAAUGAUCUUACAGCAACUAAUUUAAUCACUAAAAUAAAAUUGUGAGUCAGUAAACAUAAAGGUCCCAGUAGGGAUAUUAUAUGAAUAUUAUACAGGGUUUAAAAUGAUAAAAUAAUAAUUAAUAUAGCACUUGUUAACAGUGUUUCCAAGCACCUUACUGCUUGCUUCUAACCGAACAUAUAAAAUGUACACUAAUUUGUAUGCGCAUGGAAAUGAAUUUGGUUAAAUAUGCCAAUUAAAAAAAACAAAAUACUAAUUUGAGGUUGUAUGAGACACAUUUCCUUAUUUUUAAGAUGAUAAAUUGCGUGUUUCUAGUGAGAGCUGUAGGUUAAGAUGAUUUAUCUGUCUGGAGGCUGAUGGAUUUUGAUGGUGAACUGAAAUUUUACAGAUCUCAAAGUUCUGUAAACCUGUGAUGAGGUUAAUGAUAUCACUACCUGAGACAGCUACCAGAGGGACAACCCACAAAGUCCAGUCUUGUCACUGCCGGCUUUGCACAUGAUGUCACUGCUCUUUCCGCCAACUCACACCGCCGUGAACCUAGAGGCCAUGAUGUAAAGGAUUCCUUGGUUUCCAAUACGUUUUCCUGUAAACAAUAACUAUAUGUAUGUAGACUCUGAUAACAGAGUCACUUUGCACUAUAAUGUGUUUAUAGUAAUUAGAGGCCACAUAAGUGAAAACACAAUAAAUCAAUAACUUACAGUAAUGAAGAGCUGAGAGCUCUUAUGCUCAUUUAAGGUUGUGGUCUCUAUCCAAUUUGCGUAUUUAUUUCUGCUGUUAUUUUCGCAAGAAAUCAUCAGGUUUUAAAAAAAAUAAGUUAUUUAUUUAGCGUUGUCAGUUUUUUUUACAUGAGUAAAUUAUAGAUGAUGAUAAUUAGAAUUGUGUAUAUUUCAUGGUGGAAAAGGUAGAAAAUCACACACUGACAAUUACAGAUUGGAGUCUCACCACUGUCAUCUCUAUAGUUUCUUCCUGUGCUGGUAAUGUUACUGAAACUAAUGCAAAGUAUUUCCUUUCCUGUUCCUUUAUGUAUAGUUGUCUAGCUUUUCCAGUUCAUUCAGUUUCAUUAUACAUUGGAUUUUAAUUAGCACAGAUAUGUCCUGUGGUGGUUUUGCUUUUUAAAGUUUGUUUUCAGGCUGAGGUUUGAGUUCUCACAUGUCAAAUUGUCUCUGUUCUUGAUAUUCAUUCAUUCUGACUUGCACUGAGAUGUCGAUUGAGAAUAAAAAAAAAGACUACCUUGA
Molecule: messenger RNA, 8029 nt
Organism: Siniperca chuatsi (mandarin fish)
Lineage: Eukaryota; Metazoa; Chordata; Actinopteri; Centrarchiformes; Sinipercidae
Gene: nlrc5
Product: NLR family, CARD domain containing 5
Exons: 55
Coding region: 228-5981 (1917 amino acids)
Biological process (GO): positive regulation of transcription by RNA polymerase II; positive regulation of MHC class I biosynthetic process; positive regulation of MHC class II biosynthetic process
Molecular function (GO): protein binding
Source: RefSeq, a predicted model, not a curated record